AUCAUAACUCCAAAUUAACACACGCUUAUUCUCCUUAAUCGCAUACCAUGCAUACACGUAUGCUAUAAAAUCUCUUCUUACAUCAAAAUUUUUUCUCACUUUUAUCUGCUCAUUCUUUGUUAGCCUUUUUUACAGUAAAUCUACCAAAUUUUCAGAAUAUAAUGCAGAUGAUUAAUUGUAGAGAGAGAAAGGGAGACUUUCUGUGUGAGCGUUUCUGAGUUAGAGAGAAAAUGGGGUGACUACUGACUAGUAGGAUAUGCAGUUGGGAAUUUAGCAUCGCAGCUGCUAAUCACUACCCAUCACCGGGUUUCGUUCUUUUGUCUCUACUCGCAGAUCAAAGCCCAUCAUCACAUUAUAGUACUGUGGUUUGAAGAUCUUGUUUUUCAUUUUCCUUCAAUUUACAAUUUGAAAUUUACUGAAGUGAGGAGUUCCUUUGGCUGGAGAAAUAGUUCGCUGUUGUUCAAUUGAGCAGGGGUGCGUAGGUGCGAGAUGUGAAACAAAAAUCUGGCAGACUAUAUAAGAGUUUAAUUGUGUUGUUGGAAGAAAUUACAUAUCAGUAGUGUCUGGCCUGGAUCCAACACUUGGGUUUUUAUUGCUGGUGCAAGGACCCAGAUUUGCAAAGUCCAUACCUUUAGCUUUGUUGUUCUUGGUUUGAAUCAUGGCAACUUUAUCGCAUUCUGAAUCCAGGCGAUUGUAUUCUUGGUGGUGGGAUAGCCACAAUUGUCCAAAGAAUUCAAAAUGGCUUCAGGAAAAUCUUACAGAUAUGGAUGCCAAAGUAAAAGCAAUGAUCAAGCUCAUUGAAGAAGAUGCAGAUUCAUUUGCAAGGAGAGCAGAAAUGUACUAUAAAAAACGUCCAGAGCUGAUGAAAUUGGUUGAAGAGUUCUACCGUGCUUACCGUGCACUAGCAGAGAGGUAUGAUCAUGCAACCAUAGAGCUUCGUCAAGCCCAUCGAACCAUGGCAGAAGCAUUUCCGAACCAAGUACCUUAUGUGCUGGCUGAUGACUCACCCUCGGGCUCUUCAGGUCCUGAGGGUGAGCCUCACACGCCAGAAAUGCCACACCUGAUUUGCGCAUUACUUGACCCAGAUGACUUGCCCAAGGAUGCACUGGGACUCUCUUCAGCCAACCUGCAUGCCAUGAAAAGCAAUGGAGGAUAUUCAGAAGGAUCAGAUGCUGGGAUUAGCCGGAGGGUUUUAAAACAGCUCAAUGAAAUGUUUGGAUCAGAAGUAACGGAUUCAAAAGUUUCAGAAGGAAAGAUGAAAAAAUGCCCAAACAUCCAGGAAAUGGUGGGGGACAAAACUGAAGUUCGAGACUGGAAGAAAACCCUUGCAGAGAUUCAAAAUGAUAAGGAAGCUGUUCUUCUUCAGUACCAGCAGAGCCUGCAGAAGUUAUCUAGCCUGGAAAGAGAACUUAAGGAAGCUGGAGGGCUUGAUGAACGAGCAAGCAGAGCUGAAAUUGAAGUUAAAAUCCUGAAGGAAGCCCUUGUUAAAUUAGAAUCUGAGAGGGAUGCUGGUCUUCUUCAGUACAAUAAAUGUUUGGAAAGAAUAUCUAGUCUGGAGAAUAUGAUCUCUGAAGCACAAGAGGAUGCAAAGGGACUCAAUGAAAGAGCAAUUAAAGCAGAAAUAGAAGCUCAAAAUCUCAAGCAAGAACUUUCUGCAUUGGAGGUUGACAAGGAAGCUGGUCUUCUUCAGUACAACCAAUGUCUUGAAAUGAUAUCAAUUUUGGAGACUAAAAUCUCUCUUGCAGAGGCAAAUGCGACAAUGCUUAAUGAGCAAACUGAAAGAACAGAAACUGAAGUUAAAGCACUGAAGGAAGCUCUUGGUAGUUUGAAGGAAGAGAAAGAAGCUGCAGAACUUCGGUAUGAGCAGUGUUUGGAUAUAAUAGCUAAAAUGGAGUGUGAAAUUUCUCAUGCCCAAGAAGAUGUUGAAAGACUCAACAGUGAAAUUCUGGCAGGGGCUGCAAAAUUGAAAGAUGUAGAAGAACAGUAUUUUCUGUUAGAGAGAUCAAAUCAGUCUCUGCAGUUGGAGUCAGACUAUCUGGCACAGAAGAUAGCAACAAAGGAUCAAGAACUUUUGGAGAAAGAAGAUGAAUUGGAGAAACUUCAGACUUCACUGCAAAAUGAGCACUCACAGUUUAUUCAAAUUGAAGCUGCUUUGCACACUUUGCAGAAGUUGCACUCUCAAUCUCAAGAGGAGCAAAGAGUUUUGGCACAAGAGCUUCAGAAGAAACUCCAGUUAUUGAAAGACUUCGAGACAGGCAACAAUGACCUGCAGGAAGAUCUCCAACGGGUUAAAGAAGAGAACCAGCAUCUCAAUGAACUGAACAGUUCUUCCAGAAGUUCAAUAAUGAGCUUUCAAAAUGAAAUUUUUAGUUUGAAAGAAGUGAAAGAAAAACUAGAACAAGAUCUUUCCUUGCAAGUGGCCCAAAGUAAUUCCCUGAAGCUAGAGAUCCAACAUUUGAGGGAGGAGAUUGAGUGCUUGAAUAGGAGAUAUCAGGAUUUAAUAGAGCAAUUGUGCUCGGUAGGUCUGGAUCCUGAGUGCCUGAAUUCAGCAGUCAAAGACUUGCAAAAUGAGAACUUGAAGCUAAAAGAAGUCUGCAAAAAUGACAGAGAUGAAAAAGAAGAUCUCUAUGAGAAGUUGAGGGACAUGAAUGUGCUUCUGGAGAGAAAUAUUGCUUUGGAGAGAUCUCUAUCAGAAUUGAAUAGCAAGUUGCAGGGAUCACUAGAGAGGGUUAAAGAAUUGCAGGAGUCCUGCCAGUUUCUUCAAGGAGAAAAAUGUGGUCUUGUUGCUGAAAAAGCCAUUCUGCUGUCUCAGUUACAAACUAUGACUGAGAAUAUGCAAAAGCUCUCGGACAAAGAUGCCAUGCUAGAGGAUUCACUCGCUCGUGCAAAUGUUGAAGUUGAAGGUUUAAGGGCAAAGUCAAAAGGUUUGGAAGAAUUCUGUCAGAUGCUCAAAGAUGAGAAAUCCAACCUUCAAAAUGAAAGAAGCACCCUCAUGAGUCAGCUGGAAAAUGUUGAACAGAGACUGCGAAACCUAGAAAGGAGGUUUAUAAGAUUAGAAGAAAAAUAUACUGAUCUGGAGAAGGAGAAGGAAUCAACACGUUUUGAAGUAAGAGAAUUGCAGAGUUACCUUGGCAUAGAAAAACAAGAGCGUGCAUGUUAUAUACAGUCUAGUGAGUCCCGAUUGGCAGAUCUAGAGAACCAGGUCCUUCUCCUGAAAGAAGAAAGUAAAUUGAGUAAGAAAGAAUUUGAAGAAGAACUAGAUAAGGCUGCCAAUGCUCAGGUUGAGAUCUUCAUCUUGCAGAAGUUUAUACAAGAUUUGGAAGAGAAGAAUUUAUCUCUGUUGAUUGAAUGCAAGAAACAUGUUGAGGCAUCCAAAUUGUCGAAUAAACUGAUAUCAGAGUUGGAGAAUGAGAAUCUUGAGCAGCAGGUGGAAGUAGAAUUCUUAUUGGACGAAAUUGAAAAGCUGAGAAUGGGAGUUCAUCAAGUUUUCAGGGCUGUUCAGUUUGAUCCAGUUAAUAAGCAUGAAGAUGGGAUUGAAGAAGAGAAGAUUCCUUUUCUCCAUAUUUUGGACAACAUUGAGGGCUUAAAAGGUUCCCUCCUGAUAAAUGAGGAUGAGAAGCAACAACUAGUGGUUGAGAACUUGGUGCUCUUAACUUUACUUGGAGAACUAAGAUCAGAGGGUGCUGAACUCGAGUCAGAGAAGAAAAUGUUUAAACAGGAGUUUGACAUGAUGACGGAGCACUGUACUUUCCUGCGAAAGGAUAAGCAUGAACUUCUGGAGAUGAACAGGCAACUGAGAUUGGAAGUAAGUAAACGAGAGCAGCAGCAGGACAUAUUAAAAGCUGAACUGGAAAUUCAACAUGUGAAUCUUGCAAGUUUGCAGGGUUCUUACCUGGCAUUGCGAGAAGAAAACUUCAAGUCACUAGGAGAAAACAGAUCUUUACUUGAGAAAUUUUCAGAUCUGGAAAAGGAAAUGCCUAUACUUGAAGAGGAAAACAGUGAAUCUCUCCAGGAAGUACUAGCUCUCAGUACCAUAUCAUCAGUUUUCAAAAGCUUUGGGACUGAGAAAGUUGAGGAACUUGAAGCACUUUCUGAGGAUCUCAGCAGUCUUCAUGUUCUUAACAACGGCCUCGAAAAGAAGGUUGAGUUGUUGGGGCAGAAGCUGGAAGUAAAAGAAGCAGAAAGUCUACAUCUUAAUGAAACAAUUGAGAAGUUGCAUCAGGAGCUGCAAGAAGGCAGAGACUUAACUGAUCAAUUGAACUGUCAAAUUUUAAUUGGGCAGGAUUUUCUUAGACAGAAAGCUGCUGACCUUUUAGAAGUGGAACAGAAGCUUAAGACUGCACACAACUUGAAUGCUGAAUUGUGCAGAACUGUUGAGGAACUGAAGAGGGAGUGUGAAGAAUCAAAAAUGGCUAGGGAGAAUAUAGAGAAGCAGAUUUUUGAGCUGUCCAAAAAUAGCAUAAGUCAGAAAAAGGAAAUCAAAUGUCUUAAAGAAGCAAAUGAAAAUCUGGAGUCAGAAGUGAGUGCAUUAUGCAAGGAAGUCAAAGAACGAAAGACUAAAGAAGAGAACUUGAGUUUGGAGUUGCAAGAGAGAAGCAAUGAGUUUGAACUCUUUGAGGCUGAGGCAUCAUCAUUCUAUUUUGAUCUUCAAACAUCCUCUGUAUGUGAGGUCUUGCUUGAAAAUAAAGUUCAUGAACUGACUGCAGUUUGUGAGAAUCUUGAAGAUGAAAAUGCCAACAAGGACUUCAAAAUUGAACAGAUGAAAGAAAGAUUCGGCAUCCUGGAAACUGAAAUUGGAGAAAUGAGGGCUCAAUUGUCUGCAUAUGCUCCAGUCAUAGCUUCUCUAAGAGAUAACAUAGAAUCUCUUGAGCAUAAUGCCCUUCUUUGCACAAGGUCUUUUGCAGCUUGCAAUCAAGGACAGACGUGGUGUCAUCAGGGUGUGGAAAAGGCUAUUCAACCACACGAAAUGAGCAAACAAGAACCCAUAUGCGAUGAACCAGUGCCAGAUGGAAUUGCGGAUCUGCUUGAGAUACAAAAUAGAAUUAAAGCAGUUGAGAAGGCAGUGGUCAAAGAAAUGGAAAGGCUUGUAACGCAGGAAAGAGAAAACGCCAAUGUCAAGCUAGAAUCUUCAAUGAAAGGGACUGAACAGUUGGAAUUUAGAGGACAGAAGGAAAAGGUGGAACUUGAAAAUGAGCCCAGUAAAGCUGAAAGUUCUGAAGUGAAGAUUGGGAUUUUGAUGAAAGACAUCCCACUUGAUAAUCAACAGGUUUCAGAUUGUUCAAUGUAUAGAAGUAAGACGAAAAAUUCUGAGGCUGAUAAUCAAAUGCUCAAGCUAUGGGAAUCUGCUGAGCAAGACUCUAACCUUGAUCCAGUGGCUAGUGUCACACAAAAGCAGGUAGCUGCACAGUUGGAGAUUGUCAAUGCACGUCAUCAGUUCAAAGAUGCCAAACAGAAGAAGAAUCGAAAUCCCUCUUUAGAGUUACAGGUCGAGAGGGAAGUGGGCGUUGAUAAACUAGAGGUGUCUACAAGCAUCAAUGAAGAGCCAAAUCAAGAAGGGAACAGAAGAAAGAUAUUAGAGCGACUUGCUUCUCAUGCCCAGAAAUUAAUGUCUCUUCAAACAACUGUGGCAGAUUUGAAGAAGGAACUGGAAAUUAAGAAUAGCAGAAAGAAAGCCAAUGAUGUUGAAUUUGAAAGAGUGAAAAGACAGUUACAAGAAGUUGAGGAGGCUGUUGUGCAGCUGGUUGAUGUUAAUGAUCAAUUGACAAAAGAUAUUGAAGGGAGCCCCUCAUCUUCAGAUGGAAACACUUCAAUAGCAUCAGAAGAGAAGGGCAAUGUCCACAGAAAAAGACUGAUAGAGCAAGCACGGGAAGGAUCUGAGCAAAUUGGACGGCUGCAGUUUGAGGUACAGGGCAUCCGGUACAUUCUGUUGAAACUGGAGGAUGAAAAGAAAAGCAAAGGUAAACACAGGUUUCCUGUAAGUAGAACAGGCAUCUUCUUGAGAGACUUCAUCUACAGUGGUGGCAGGAGAAGUAUUAGAAAGCGGAAGGGUUGUUUCUGUGGUUGUGCAAGACCUUCAACCCUUGAAGAUUGAGGCAACUACUCGAGCAGAAGUUGAAUGGUAUUGUUAGCUAAAGUAUCUUGGAAAUAUUCGUAAUAUUUUAUGAGAAAAUUUCUUGGAAUAGUUAGUUUGAAUGUCCUUUUAGCCUAGCCUAGGAGAACAUUAAGGACUAGCCUGAUCUAGUCAUGAAAGCUGUAUCUGUCAGCAUUUUUAAUCUUCUUAUUUCAGUUAUAUCAACGCAAUAUCUUACAAAUCCA
Molecule: messenger RNA, 6315 nt
Organism: Hevea brasiliensis (rubber tree)
Lineage: Eukaryota; Viridiplantae; Streptophyta; Magnoliopsida; Malpighiales; Euphorbiaceae
Product: protein NETWORKED 1A
Exons: 6
Coding region: 659-6091 (1810 amino acids)
Cellular component (GO): plasma membrane
Molecular function (GO): actin filament binding
Source: RefSeq, a predicted model, not a curated record